Messenger RNA from Gymnogyps californianus (California condor), 4101 nucleotides. RefSeq names its product Wnt family member 16 (gene WNT16). Gene Ontology annotation, cellular component: extracellular region. NCBI's taxonomy places the organism in Eukaryota, Metazoa, Chordata, Aves, Accipitriformes, Cathartidae. The record is from RefSeq and is a predicted model, not a curated record. The transcript has 4 exons. The coding region runs from base 184 to 1278 and encodes 364 amino acids. Gene Ontology annotation, molecular function: cytokine activity; frizzled binding. Gene Ontology annotation, biological process: cell fate commitment; canonical Wnt signaling pathway; multicellular organism development.
CGACCCGUCCUCCCCGGGAGGGCCCUCCGACGGCCCGGGCUUCCCCCGCCAGCUGCCUCCUGCCCCCCGAGGAGGACAGAGCCGAGUAGGGGGCCGCCACUGGCGACCGUCCCCCUCGGCCCCUGCUGCCCGGGGGGCCGGGCGGCGGGCAGCGGCGGCGCGGCGGGGCUCGAUGCGGCGGCCAUGGGGCGCGGGGCCCCCCUCGGACCGUGCCUGCUGCGGGCAGCGCUGCUGCUCGCCCUCUGCCCGGCCGCCGCCGGCGGCACCUGGAUGUGGCUGGGCAUCGUCGCCGCCGGCGGGCCGGAGAAGCCGGGCUGCGCCAGCCCGCCGCUGAGCCGCCGGCAGCAGGACCUGUGCAAGCAGAAGCCGGAGCUGGUGCCCGCCAUCCGGGAGGGAGCGCGCCUGGGCCUCCAGGAGUGCCGCAGCCAGUUCCGACACGAGCGCUGGGACUGCCGCCCGCCGCCCGCCGCCCGCCGCGGACCCGCCGCCCCCGCCGCCGCCGCCUUCGGGCACCAGCUCAGCAGCGGCACGAAGGAGACCGCGUUCAUAUACGCAGUGACGUCGGCCGGCCUCGUGCAUUCGGUGACGCGAUCGUGCAGCGCAGGAAACAUGACCGAGUGCUCCUGCGACACGAACCUGCGGCACGGCGGCUCGGCCAGCGAGGGCUGGCACUGGGGCGGCUGCUCUGACGAUAUCCACUACGGAAUGUCGUUCAGCAGAAAGUUCCUGGAUGUGCCCGUUAAGAACGUAACGGGCAAGAGUGGUAGCGGACUGGCAGCGAUGAACCUGCACAACAACGAGGCUGGGAGGCAGGCUGUAGCAAAGCUGAUGUCAGUGGACUGCCGUUGUCACGGUGUUUCUGGGUCCUGUGCUGUGAAAACUUGUUGGAAAACAAUGUCCUCCUUUGAAAAGAUUGGCCGGUUUUUAAAGGAUAAGUAUGAAAACAGCAUACAAAUAUCAGACAGACUGAAAAAAAAGCUACGCAGGAAAGAAAAAAGCCAGCGAAAAAUACCAAUCAGGAAAGAAGACCUGCUGUAUGUGAACAAAUCGCCCAAUUACUGUGUCGAAGACCAAAAAUUGGGGAUCCCUGGGACUCAGGGAAGGGAAUGUAACCGCACCUCGGACGGACCCGACGGCUGCAACCUCCUCUGCUGUGGGCGCGGGUACAACACCCACGUUGUCAGGCAUGUGGAAAGGUGUGAAUGCAAGUUUGUCUGGUGCUGCUAUGUGCGCUGCCGGAGGUGCGAGACCAUGACCGACGUGCACACCUGCAAAUAAGAUUAAGUACGGAGAACACGGCCAAACCAUCCUGCACUGUUCGGUACACAUAACUGCUGCACAGGCAGCAAUUACUCCUACCGUGUGGGACUACAGGGGGAUCAGCCUCAAGGGGAAUGGGUAUUGGCAAACAACGGGUAGUCCAAGCAUUUGGCAUAUGAAAGAGCAACAGAGUGAACAGCAGCCUGCAUGCAGGGACAGCUAAAACAACAAAAAAGGACUCCUGAUGACACAUUUGAACAUGUAACUCCUUGAGCAGGGACAGGCACUAACCUUUCCAAGUCUUCAAUAGCCACAGCAUCCUGAAGAUCCGUGUGGUUGGUAGGUACAGUGGAGAAAACUCAAGAUCUCAUUAGCCAGAGACUGAAGAGUUAAGAGGGUGUGUAAGACACAUUAGAGAUAAUCCUUAUGUCUGUAUUUUUAAAACUGGGACUAGAUGGAUCCACUAGAUGGUUCAUUUCUGCAGGCUUUAGAAACAAAAACAAAGAUAGGGGAAAUGUUCUGCUGUUGACCAUGAAGCAUUUGCUUUGCAAACGUUUGGAAAGCUGUCUUCUGCAUAAUAUGCGGAAAAGCGUCUGGUGCUGAGAAACGUGUGACUACAGAGAGCUGGGCACUGCCUGGGUGGAAGAGGAGGGUCCAUCAGCGUGGAGCCAGCUGUGUCCUGAGUAGAGGGGCUGGAGCACAGCCUGAUGAAUUUGAACGGUGUACCAAAUAGCAGCCUUGGGAUUUUUUAUAGGUUGUCUUUCAAACACACAAAGGACAGGUCUGAGGAGGGACAGAAAUACAGUUUGGUAUUUGAAAGAAAUAAAAUCCUUCGCAGGCAUUUCCUCAGUAUCUGAACACACAAUUUGCGAGUCAGCCGGUCGUCCCCCCACUGUUGGACUGUAUGCAAUAACCUGCCAUGUUCAACCAGCUCACUGGUGGUUCACCAUCAUUUUCACAAUUAACCAUAAGAGAUUCAGCCCAAAGAAAUCUGCUCUAAAGCGAAAGUUUUUUAAAACAUUGCUUUCUUUUAUAGAAGCAGCAGCUAGAACUUUUCAUUAGGUUGCAUCCUAAGUAAGUUCAAUGCACAAUGUAAUUUAUGGAUUGGCUCACACCACUAAAAUAUUUAAACUGUUAUUGAUAACAUUUUCUGCCCCUCCAUAUGUUGGCUCAAUUUUAUUUUACAUCUGUGAAAGGUUGUUUAUUUUUAUGCAAUGAUUUAAUGCCUGGCUUAAAAAGCAUUUCUGUUGUUUAAAUGUGCAAAGACCUAUUUUUGAUAAGACAAGAAAGUUUAUAUUUUGUAAAUAUUUAAAUUAUGCAAGUUAUGUAAAAGGUUUCCAAAACUAAUGUGAUAAGAUUACAGCCUUUGACAUUUGUUGGUUAGAUAUUUGUUACUAUGGUAGUAGCCUUUAAUUGAUUUUUGUUUGCAUGUGCAGGGGGAAAUUAGUCAGAGAAUUACAUAAAUGUUCUUUUUUUUACCAUCAGAGUGGUUAUAAUUAUUGCAGUUAAGUUAAAACACACUCUGAUGAGAAACACUUACUAUGAUUUUGUAAAUGAUCAGUUAAUUAAUAUUCUGUAUACUUUUUUUAUUCUUUUAAGUCCAUUUUACAAACAGUGAAAUCCCGGCUCCAGCGGUAAGUGCAGAACUCCCACUGACAUCAAGGGGACUUGCAAGGGCUUGCAAUCCCUUAACUUGUUCCACACUAACAGUCAGUUUUUAGAAAGAAAUAAUCUUAGACAGUUUGGUUGAGGCUUUCAAAGUUACUUUGAGGAAUUUAUUUCCUAGUUGUCAAUUAUUUUCCCAUGUAAGAUGGUGACCAGAUUCCCUGUCACUCUUUGUUGGAUGUGUAGGUCAGGAAGAAGAAAACAAAAUCUGUGUUGUGAUACUUCACUGCCUUAUGUGGAGUAUCAGGAACAUCAGUUCAGCAACCAAGAAGUCCUUUAUCUGCUGGUUCUUUUUGGACCUUCCCCCCACAUUUGGCCAGUCUGUCUCCAUUGACCUAGCCAGAUAAUUAUCCUGAGGCCAUAAAAUCUGCUGUCUAUGAGAAGGGUGCUCAGCAUGCCAGUUGUGAUCACAGGAGGAUUCAACACCCUCCCUGUGAAAACUUGGAUGGGAAGGACACAUCCUGGUGGAAGACCUUGAAAAGAGAGCUGUGAGCCCCAGGUUGCUCCCAUCUUCCAGCAAUGAAAGGAAACCCACAGGCUCCACAGGCCGUGCCACAGCACCUAUUGGGAGCAUGGAUGGGACAUGCUACUGGUUGCUGUUGAUAUGAAGGUGUUGUAGAGACCACCUCUCUCUCUCUUUCUGAAUCUGCCCUGCGCCAAGCUGCUGGCAGAGGUAAGUGCCUCGGUGCCCUACGUGAGACGGCUCCUAGCGGUACCUCCACUGAGUUCAGCCGCUGGGAGUUCAGUGUGGAGACCAAGAUCUUCUCUUGAAGCAGCCCCGAUCUGUGUCUCAAAACUACCUUAGAUUUACCGGACCUGAAGGUUCUUCCAUGCCUGAUCUGUAAAGUGAAUGUACUUCUUGGUAUGCCUUAACUUCUGGCAGGGUAGGAAAUGGGGAGAAAAUGGUCCUGGACUCCUGCGCCUAAGGUCAGCUUCAGGGAUUUUCCCAGGAGAAAAAUCUCAGUAGGCUGUUUCUGUGGGUUUGAAGGGGAAGGGCACUCACAUCAGCACUGCAUGGAGAUGUGGGGCAGUCAUGAUGCAGCCAACGCAGUCAGGGUGCCUCUUGCCUGCUUGGCUAGCCAGCAUUUGAUGCUGCGUUAUUUUUGAGAGGUCAUCUAGUUCCAAAAAAAUAUCUUUUUGUUCUUAAAUGUUGUUAAUAAAAAAUUUUUUUCUGGU